AUGGAAAGAUUUCCGGAACGUAGUCGUGAAAUUAUUGCCAGUGUUCCGCUUAUUACUAGCACAUCUCCGUCAAGUUCAACUUAUCAAUGCAAGGAAUGUAUAUUAUAUGGAAGUGUAUUAAAAGAGCAUGAGGAGAAACUUCUGCAACGAUUACGUGGUCUCUGUGAUCCCGGACAGCACUCAUUUAACGAACAUGAAAUGGUUUUUAGCCUCAAAACGGGCCAAGACCCUGAUGUAACAGUUCGCUUAAGGCGAAAAUUUGGCGGACCAGAUGCAAACAGCUUUCAGUGGCAUUUCCGAUAUAUGGGAGCGGCGGAACCAGAUGUUCACUGUCCUACUAUUAUACGGAAAUCUAUUGAUUCGCUAAUUUAUUCCAGCAAUAUGAUGGAAUUUGUAAAAACAUUAGGACUAAGGAUGGACUAUGAAUAUCUUACAAAAGGAUAUCUAUUUACAAAAGGACAUAUAAAGGUUAUCAUUAACAAUAUUACACGAACUGAAAAAAUAGGAACUUAUGAUCCUAAUGUUCUGAAGCCAUUAUCGGAUUCUUUGUUAAUCGAAAUGAGUGCUGCUCUACCAGAUACUAAGGAGUAUAUGACAACAGCCAAAGCACUUCGCUCAUUUGCGGAUCAACUUAGCCCGAUUUGCGAUAUGCAGAAGGUGGAAUAUUGGAGACGAUUGCAAUGA
Molecule: messenger RNA, 684 nt
Organism: Brugia pahangi
Lineage: Eukaryota; Metazoa; Nematoda; Chromadorea; Rhabditida; Onchocercidae
Source: the annotation of a GenBank genome assembly